GUGGCAUGCGGCGAAAUCUCCGCGGCGAAUCCUCCCCCAUUUUCAGCACGCUGUAGCUGUGCACGGGAAGACUCUGCAUUUCCUCAUCUUAUACUUCAUUCAUGCUGAAGGUCAUGAGAUCUGCAAGAUCGGUAGUCGCAGAGAACGCUCUAAAGAUGAGGAAUCACACCCACGGCGCGCCCGCGCGCACUAUCACGAGUCUAAGACGGUGGUCGAUCACGAACAAGGAAUUACCAGCCGUGCCGCAGGUCAAGUCCAUUCAUGUCUACGACUUCGACAAUACAUUAUUCCUGAGUCCACUUCCCAACCCACAACUCUGGAAUGGCCCGACAAUUGGCUUCCUGCAAGCUUAUGAGAGCUUCGCGAACGGCGGUUGGUGGCACGACCCGAACUUGCUCUCAGCGACGGGAGAAGGUAUCGAAAAGGAAGAGCCGCGUGCGUGGGAGGGGUGGUGGAAUGAACAGAUCGUACAACUCGUCAGACUAAGCAUGGAGCAAAAGGACGCUUUGACGGUGCUGCUCACGGGCCGCAGCGAGAGUGGGUUCUCCGAGAUUGUCAAGCGGAUGGUGGACAGUAAAAAGCUGGAGUUUGACUUAAUAUGUCUCAAGCCGGAAGUCGGCCCGAGGAGUCAGCGAUUCGCUAGCACGAUGGAGUUCAAACAGACCUUCUUGGAAGAUCUCAUUCUCACGUACGAGCAGGCAGAAGAGCUUCGCAUCUACGAAGACCGCCCGAAGCAUGCCAAAGGCUUUCGGGAGUACUUUGAGCAGCUGAACCGCAAGUUCCAGACUUUGCAGGGCCCCAGCCCGAGAAAGCCACUUAGUGCGGAAGUCAUUCAAGUGGCUGAAGGCUCCAUGUAUCUUGACCCUGUGCUGGAAACAGCUGAAGUACAGCGCAUGAUUAAUUCUCACAACACGGCCACCCGGAAUUCGUCACUAAACAAGGCAAGGUCGCCGUAUGGUCGGCUGCGCAUCAAGCGCACGAUCUUCUACACUGGCUAUUUGAUUUCAAAUGCUGACUCGAAUCGGUUGAUCCGCCAAGUAUUGAGUCCCAUGCUACCCUACGGGCUGGCUGACUCCAACGACCUGAAGUACAUGGCCAACAGUAUACUAAUAACCCCCCGCCCGGCCCCCCGAUCCAUACUGGACAAGGUCGGUGGCAUCGGUAAGAAACUGAGCUGGCAGAUCACAGGGACUGCCUGUUUUGAGAACCGAGUCUGGGCGGCUCGCAUGGCACCCAUCCCCGCCACCGAAAAAUACUACACAGAGAACCCCCAGCCCGUCGUGGUACUAGCGGUGCGCAAAGGCGCCCGUCCCAUUGACGCCGGCAAGAUCCAGAAUUGGCACCCCGUGCCCACGGACAAGGCUUUCACCGUGGACACCGUAGUCGGGGAGAAGGUGGUGCUGCGCGUUGAGGAAGAGAACCCCAACGAGGGCGAGUGGGAGAGCCAGUUCCUCAACAAGAACCACAAGAGACGGCACCAGCAGGAACGCAAUGAGGAAAUUCUGUACCCGCCGCACUCAGAGCAGCCUGCUACAUAUGAUGGCACUUCCGCACCACACCACGGAAGACAGCAGCCAAAUCAUCCGCGUAAUAGUGGCCGCCAUCACCACGAUGACGGCCCGCGUCGGGGCAACGCCUUCCGUGGCCGUGGUCGUGGAGCGGCAGGGCGGGGCCGCGGCCACCAGAACCGCGGAGGUAACCGUGGUCGCGGUCGUGGCCGUGACAACAAUGGCCCUCCCGGUUACAGAUCUCUCGAUGACUAUGGCGGUGGCUACGAUGCCAACCACGAGGAGAAGCUGGGAACAGGCGGAGGCCCCCCUGUGAUGAAUUACUAAAAACCAAAAAAAAGAAGAAUUUGAACGGGAAAAAUAAAGAGAAAAAGUAAAGAAGAAGGGAAAUACUCUUCUUCCAUCGGCCGAUUGUCAGAGUUAAUUUACUAUGUAUGUCUGCGCGCAGAAAGAUGCUGUUUUCUAACCUGCAGAUUAUCUAAUAAGGAACCAUGGUCAGCACACCAUCUCGUUUUUACAGAUCUGAUGUGACGGCCAAAAAUUCUGGCUCAUAUCAUCCAUCUUGUACCAGAUACUUUAAAGGCGUCGUGCUCAAAGACUCCUAUAUUUCUCGUUUUCAG
Aspergillus saccharolyticus JOP 1030-1 is the source of this 2128-nucleotide messenger RNA. RefSeq names its product rRNA 2'-O-methyltransferase fibrillarin-like protein. Gene Ontology annotation, molecular function: histone H2AQ104 methyltransferase activity; rRNA methyltransferase activity; RNA binding. NCBI's taxonomy places the organism in Eukaryota, Fungi, Ascomycota, Eurotiomycetes, Eurotiales, Aspergillaceae. The coding region runs from base 156 to 1835 and encodes 559 amino acids. Gene Ontology annotation, biological process: rRNA methylation; box C/D sno(s)RNA 3'-end processing. Gene Ontology annotation, cellular component: small-subunit processome; box C/D methylation guide snoRNP complex. The record is from RefSeq and is a predicted model, not a curated record. The transcript has 5 exons.